Messenger RNA from Syngnathoides biaculeatus (alligator pipefish), 2863 nucleotides. It is a transcript of the gene dab2, whose product is annotated as DAB adaptor protein 2. Gene Ontology annotation, biological process: receptor-mediated endocytosis; negative regulation of canonical Wnt signaling pathway; positive regulation of endocytosis. The transcript has 15 exons. Lineage: Eukaryota; Metazoa; Chordata; Actinopteri; Syngnathiformes; Syngnathidae. Gene Ontology annotation, cellular component: plasma membrane. The record is from RefSeq and is a predicted model, not a curated record. The coding region runs from base 359 to 2551 and encodes 730 amino acids.
CCCGAACGCUUGUCGGCAGACAGGAAAAGCCUUCAAGAGUGUCAAGUUUGCGUCGCGGCGAGAGUGCGAGGCGCUCCCGUGCUCCACUUCAUCGGUGGGGGGACCCCAACAACAACAACAAAAAAAAUCUCACCGGCAACUCGCCUCUUUCUUCCACACGCACGCCGACCUCCACUCCUCAAGAGGGGCUCCCCCCUUUCCCCUGCCCCCCCCCCCACCCCCCGAAAAACAGGAGUACCACGUGAAGCAUGCGCGGAUGCUAAGAGCGUUCCCGCCCGCCGAACGCUGAGCUGCCGUCCGCCAGAGCCACCGACCGAGGUCCCUUCUUCCCGUGAGACUCGCACGCUCUCUUCGCGCCAUGUCUGCAGUGGUGGAGGCCAACGUGCCGGUCGUCGCCACCGUCGCCGACCCGAGCGCCGCGUCGCCACCCGCGGCCUCGACGUCAAACUCCCCUCCUGCCUCUCCUGCGACCGCCGCGUCCAAGGUCCCGUUCCGGAAGGACAAGAAAAAAGUGCUGGAGAAAACUGACGAGUACCUGCUGGCCAGGUUUCAAGGGGACGGCGUGAGGUACAAAGCCAAACUGAUCGGCACUGACGAUGUUCCCGAACCUCGAGGGGACAAGAUGUGCCAGGACUCCAUGAUGAAGCUAAAGGGCAUGGCGGUAGCUGCUCGCUCCCAAGGGAAACACAAACAGCGGAUCUGGAUCAACAUUUCCAUGACCGGCAUCAGGAUCAUUGAUGAGAAAUCGGGAGCGAUUGAGCACGAGCACGUGGUGAACAAGAUCUCCUUCAUCGCCAGAGACGUGACGGACAACCGCGCCUUCGGCUACGUGUGCGGGGCCGAGGGCCAGCAUCAGUUCUUCGCCAUCAAGACGGCGCAACAGGCGGAGCCGCUGGUCAUUGACCUGAAGGACCUUUUCCAAGUCAUCUUCAACAUGAGGAAGAAAGAGGCUGAGGCCUCCCAGAAGGGAGAAAAUGGCAGCGCGGUCGUUGAGAAUGGAAGCAACGCCGCACCGGUAAAAAACCCCAACCCGGUGGAGCAGCUGGACCUGUUCGGAGACAUGUCGACCCCGCCGGAUGUCCAGUCCCCGAACGACUCUAAUGAUAUUCUCUUGCUGGACUUCGCCGCCGAAGUCGACAGCAAUCAGAAUUGCAUAAAGGGAACGCUUUUAACUUCCUGUGCCGCCGACCACAGGGCGCCGCCCCAGACAGAGAAUCCCCUCUGCUCGCCGUUCGGCUUCUUUCCAACCCCGGACAGCGACCCUUUCAGAGACGACCCGCUGUCCCAAACGCCCCGUCCCGACAACGGGCCGGCGGUCUCCGCCGGGACUCCCGUCGGCGACCCUUUGAACGGAACCGCCGAGCGCCUCAGCCAGCAGAUGCGGGGCUUAACCACUAUGAACGUGAUUCUGGCUCUGGGUAACGGCCAGUGGCCGCUCGGGGGCAAAAUACCGCACGGCGGCGACUCGGGGUCGGGUCCGUCCCCCGGAAAUCCCUUUUUCGACUCGAGCGCCUCCCCCUUUUCUAACGGCGCGAGCCCCCAAACCGCAGAGAUUGCGAGCAAGGACUCGGUGGUUCUUAACCCGCCUCCGCAGAGCUCGAAGGCCGGACGAGGUCGGAGGACUCAGAAGUCAACAGACGACCUGUUCGGUGUGGAACUGUUCGCUGCUCCCGAAGGCUCGUCGGCUGCCGGCGACCUUUUCAACAACACCUCAGCCCACUCUGCUCAGUCCUCCAUGGCGGCUUUGGGAGAUCUUCAGCUAGGACCACCGGCUAGCACCGGCAUCCCUCCUGCGGGCAUGUGGGGAACGCCCACCGUCGCGCCCACCAUGUACGCAGCCCCCGGGCCGGCCUACCCUCAGCCGUCUGCCUUCGGUGGUCUUCCCAUACCCCCCAAUGCUUGGGGUCAACAGAUGCCGCCUCAGUUUGGCGCCCCGCAUCUCGCCUGGGGCCAUCCGGCUGCGCCGCCCGCAGUUUGGGCUCACCCGGCUUCCACCAACCCCUUCCAACCCAGCCCCUUUCCCAUUCUGGGCGAGCAGCAAGGGCCGUCCCGCCCGCCUCCCCGGCCGCCCGUGAAGGACCCCCCACCGAAGCCGGAGAGAAACGCCUUCACCGCCUUGGACCCCCUCGGAGAGAAAGAGCAGAAGACCGGGAAAGACAUGUUCAAGGACUUCCAGCUCGCCAAGCCGCCCGCCAUCCCGGCGAGAAAAGGUGAGCAGGUGUCAGAAUCGGGAGCGUUCGACCAGUACUUCUCCAGCAAAGUGGGCUUGGCUCAAGAUGCCGCAGACCACGAUGACUUUGACAUCAAACAGAUGUCGGUGGCCGUUAACGACGCGCCGCUUCCGAGCCUGAACGCCCAGAGCCCCUUCGAUGCCGCGUUCUCCUCAAACAGUCCGGCUCCAGGACCGAGCGUCGGUCUGGACAUGUUCGACGAGGCGUUUGGAGCCCCCAACGCCGCUCCUUUUGAGGCCCUGCCUGCCCCGAUGACUGCUCCUGUUGCUCAGAACUCCACCGGUGCCUUCGGAGAUCCUUUCGGAAAUCCCUUCGCUUGACCUUUAAUAAUUGUUCUAAAAUGGAGAUCCCACGAAGUAGCAUCUCAGUGACAAACCGCCGCGAGACGACCUAAACGGCGGCCUCCGUCCAGACUUCUUCCCACGUUGUCGUCGCUGUUGUUUGUUCUGUCUGAUUUAGUAGUCCCCCCCCCCACCCCCCCACCAAGAACGUCGAUCCCAACAUGUUACGUCGUGAUCUGCUGAAGAGAAAACCGGGGAAAGGGGGAACUUUUGUACGCGAAGUGUCCGAAGACACCCGCCGCCGAUGUUGCCUGAAUUAGAAAAAAGGAAUAAAAUAUUGAUAAAGCUGCA